CAUUUCUCGGCUGUCGGUGUUGUGUUCGGUCGCCUCUCGAUCUGUCGGUGUCUGGCUGCUCCGUUACUCCACUCCGUGUUGAUGCUGGUCGGUCCGUGCGGAGCUCCGGUGCCGUUCAUGGAGGAACCGUGAAGUUUUACCGAAGAACGACCGGAGGAGGAGGACUUUUCCCGCGGCGUUGCGUCGCAGCGUGAUGCGUUGUGAUGCGUUGUGAUGGAGGAGCACAGCCGCUACGUGGCUCAGCUGAAGGCCGAGUUCGACAGCUGCGACACAACGGAGACCGGAUUCCUGGACAGAGACGAGCUGACGGAGCUCUGCAGCAGACUGCAGCUGGACGCACAUCUGGACCUGCUGCUGCACACACUGCUGGGACGACACAGCAGGGUGAACUUCGAGGAGUUUAAAGACGGCUUCGUCUCCGUUUUGUCUCGUUCUCUGGACUUCAGCACCUCAGAGGACGACAGCAGCUACCUGGAGCCAGUCUUUCCAGAGGAGGUGAAGCCGAAGUUCGUGAAGGGAACGAAGCGUUAUGGACGCCGCUCCCGUCCCGACAGCACACCUGGCGCUGCCCUCACCUGCGACUCGGAGGACUCGCCACCGUCCAGAACUGAGGCGUCGGACUCAUCGCCGGUCACCGUCCGCAGAGCCAAACUGAGACGGGCGACGUCUCUGGAGAGCGUCGAGAGCCUGAAGUCUGACGAUGAGGCAGGAAGUCAGAAGGACAGCAUCCCGACGCACUUCCAGUCCCAAGCUCAUCAGCAGGAAGAGGAGGAGCUCGGGGUCGGUGGAGAGCCACAUGUGCUGACGGCGAUGUGUCAACACCUGGGUUUGCAGCACCUCCACACUGAGGAAGUGGACGUGCUGCUCAGGAAGCUGGACGCCGACCUGGACGGCAGAGUCAGCAUCAGGGAGUUCAAGAAGGUGCUGUGUGGCUCCGUCUCCAUGACAUGCUCCACCCCCAUACGAUCAGCUGACCUGCAGAGGGCGCCACAUGGGUCUCAGAUGGUUCUGGAGGAACCAGGUCUCUCGGCCAGGUCCACCUCCUCCCUGCUUAGCGCCACCGUGGGUCAGAAGGUCCUCAGCCGGCUGGACAACGGGUCUGGAUCCACCAGCCCCGACCAGGUCAUCGCCCUCUGGACCGAAGAGGGCAUCAGGAACAGCCGGGACAUCCUGCAGACGCUGGACUUUCCUCUGGAGGAGCGUCUCAGUCUGACAGAUCUGACUCUGGCCCUGGAUAAUGAGCUGCUGGUCAGCGGCAAUGGCAUCCACCAGGUGGCGCUCAUCUCCUACAAGAACGAGAUCCAGCACCUACAGGAGGCAGCAGAUCAGGCCUGCAGGGAGCGAGACAAGGUGAAGGCCGACCUGGAGCUGGCCGACCAGAGGAACCUGCAGCUGGUCCGGGAGGUGGACGACCGACAUGCCAGCAUGGAGACGCUCAACCAGACCAGGAUCAGAGACCUGGAGCAGGACUUCCGUGAUAGGCUGACGGCGCUGCGCAGCCAAUCGGAGCAGGAGAGCGAGGCGCUGCUGCAGCAGGUGGAGCGAGAACGCAGCACGAUGCAGGAAGAGCUGCAGCUGCUGCGAGCUCAGGAGGCGGAGCUUCGGGAGGAGCUGAACGGCGGCAAACAGGAGAACCUUCGUCUGGAGGAAGAACUGAAUUCUGUGAAGCUGCAGCUGAACGAAGCUCAGAGUUCAGUCAACAAACUGCAGAGAGACUUGGACCAGCUGCUGCACGACAAGUUUGGCAGCUUGGACCCGGCCGGCGCUGGUCCGACUCAUGAGGAGGGGUUCUCCGAGAUCGUCAGAGAGUACGAGCUGCAGUGCAGGGAGCUGCAGGACAGGAACGAUGAGCUGAGCUCAGAGGUGGAGCUGCUGAAGAGCCAGAGGAGGAACCAAAGAUCUGCAGGAGACGACGACAACACAACCCUGAGUUGGAGACAACAACACUCUGACUCUGACGACUCGGACAUGAAGCGAAGCUCGAGUCCUUCGACCAGGAAGAAGCUGCAGCCGGCCGAUAAGACAGCUCUCUGCUCAUUGGACGAUGUCUCCGGUCCAGCUGUCAGCAUCCAGACAGAACUGGCUCUGGAGCAGCUGAAGCAGAAACACAACCAGGAGCUGCAGCAGCUCAACAUCCAGCUGGAGACGCAGGUGAACUACUACAAGCGCAGCCUGGACCUGAUGAGGCAGAGUAUGGAGGUGGAGCGUAAAGACAUUUCUCAGGCCUUCAAGCUGGAGAUCAGUGAGCUGGAGGAGCAGAAGUCUGAGGCUGAGCAGCAGGUGAAGCAGCUGAAGGAUUCUCUGGACAAACUGCAGAUUCAGAUCCAGCAUGGAGGAGGAGGAGGAGGAGGAUGGAGCAGUGAGCAGCAGCGGAGGAUGCAGCGGGAGCGAGCCGAGCUGGAGCAGAACUUUGCCAGAGAGAUCGGGAACCUGGUCCAGAAGCUGAGCGCCGAGAAGGAGCAGCUGGAGGCCGAGCUGAAGCUGAAGAUGGACCAGGAGCUGCUGCUGGUCCGGGACGAGUCGCAGCAGCAGCUCGCUCAGAUGAAGCUGCAUCACGCCGAGUUGCAGCGCCGCCUGCUGCACCAGCUGCACCGCCAGAGAGGAUUCUGGGAGAACCGGGUCGUCCAGUCAGAGGAGCAGCACCAGGAGGAGGUCCGACGGCUGGAGGAGCAGCUGUCCAGGCCAGAGGAGGCGGGCCGGUCGGAGCUGGAGGCGUGUCGGGGGCGGAGCAGCGAGCUGGAGGCCCGGCUGGAGGAGGCCUGCACUCAGCUGCAGUCCCACGAGGUUCUGAACCGACAUCUGGCUGCAGCGAAGAGUUCUGUGGAGGAGCAGCUGCAGCUCACAGAACUGCGGGUCGAGUCCGAAACCUGCAGGAGCCUCAGGGAGCAGGAGCUGGAGAACCUGCAGGGGGCGCUGAGGAUCAGAACUGAGUCCGUUUCCAGGCUCUCUGCUGAGCUGGACUCUCUGAGAACGGACCGGGCCAGGCUGAUCCAGGACCUGAAGGACCAGGCCAUGGCUGUGGACAACCUGCAGCUGCAGCUGGACGGGAGGAGGAGCAGCGAGGAGGGUCUGCAGGAGGCUCUGAGGCAGGAAUGGACCAGAACCUCGCAGCUCCGGUCCGGUCUGGAUGAGGAGAAGGAGGAGGUCUGCCGGCUGAGGCAGGAGAACCGGAGCUACAUCCGACUGGCCGACCAGCUCUCCACCCAGAUCGUGGACAUGGAGGAGGAGAUCUCCACGCUCCGAGAGCACCUGAGGGAGCUCAGCCAGCAGCUCAACGACACCGCAGACCUGGUUCUGGACCUCCGGACCCAGCUCAACUCCAGAACCAGCAAGGCAGCGGAGCAGCAGAACAAGACUGGAGAGAGUCGCAGCGAGGUCCAGCAGCUGAGCGCUCAGCUGGAGGCCCGAGAGGCAGAACUGGACCGGGUCAAGAAGGAAGUUCUCCAGCUGCAGCAAGCCCUGCAGGAGUCCCGGAAGCAGCUGGAGGUCCUGCAGGACUCCCGGAAGCAGCCGGAGGUCCUGCAGGACUCCCGGAAGCAGCAGGACUUUGAGGAGGAGAAGUGGCGGCUGACACAGCAGCUGAUGGAGCUGGAGCAGCUGGUUCUGGCUCUGGAGGAGGCUUCGGACCCGUCUGGUUCACUCAGGACUCAGCUGGAGGAGGUUCGAUCAGAGAACGGAGCUCAGCAGGAGAGGCUGAAGGUCCUGCAGCAGGAGGUCCAGACCCUGGAGGACGACGUCAUCAAGAAGAGGAGGAGGCUGGAGGAGAUGGAAAAGGAGCGUGACAGAAGCAGAGAAGAAGAGGAGAGGCUGCACAAGGAGAACUCCAGGUACCGUCAGGAGGUUCUGGAUCUGAGCAGCAGGAACCUGCAGCUGAGCAACGACAACGCCGAGCUGAGCGCCCGUCUCCGUGGAGACCAGGAGUCGGUCCGGAUGCUGCGGGAGCGCCUGGCGACGGUCUCCAAGGAGCAGGAGGAGAAGGAGGCUAUGGUGCGGCGGCUGCAGGACGCAGCGCUGCAGCAGGAGAGAGACAAGCUGCAGCAGCAGAACACCUGGAUGCAGGAGAAGCAGCUGCUGCAGAAAGAAGUGAGCUGCUGCAAGGAGAAGCUCGACCUUCAGGUGGACGUGGAGGCGGAGCUUAGCUCAGCGACUCUGAAGCUUCAGUGGUUGGAGGAAGACAAAGACAAACUGCUGAGAGAUGCUGAGGACAGAAACAACAAGGUGGAGAAGCUGCAGCAUCGUCUCGUCUCUCUGGAGUCGGAGGCGGAGCUUCUUCGCUCCCAGCUGCUGGCUGUCAGUCAGGACGGACAAGGCCACGCCCACGAGGCCGGCGAGCUGCACGGGAAGCUGCAGGAGGCCCAGAGCAAGGUGGAGGAGCUGGAGGGCGGAGUCAGGAGGCUGCUGUGGGAGAAGGAGGAGCUCAAUCAGGAUCUGGAGCAGCUGAGAGUCCAGAACCAGGACCUCCAGAACCAGGUCUCGGAGCUGCAGGUCCAGGAUCUGCAGGUCCAGAAACUGAACCAGGAGCAGCAGAACCUGAGGAGCAGGCUGAGUGAGGCUGAGGAGCAGGCGGUCCGGGCCGACGCCUCCCUCAGCCUGCUGCAGGCGCAACACCUGCGACAGCUGCAGCAGCUGCAGGAGCGGACGGACGGCGGUCGCAUGGAGCGGCUGGAGGAGCUGCAGGAGAAGCUGGAGGAGGAGCAGAGGAGGAGCCAGCAGCUGGAGGAGACGCUGAAGAUGCAGCUCCAACAGAGCACUUCCCAGAUCAGCAUGAAGCAGGACCAGCAUGAGAAGGUGACAGCGGCGCUGCAGCAGACUGUCCAGGCCCUGGAGGUCAAACUGAAAGGAGUCCGUCUGGUUCUGCAGGACAAAGUCCAGCAGCUCAAAGACCAGAUGGUGAAGAGCAGCAAGGUGAGCGUCCUGCUGAAGGACGUGUACGUGGAGAACUCCCAGCUGAUGAAAGCGCUGCAGGUCACUGAGCAGCGGCAGAAACAGGCAGAGAAGAAGAACUGGCUGCUGGAGGAGAAGGUCAGAGCUCUGAACAAGCUGCUGAGGGAGAUAGUCUCCGCCUCCCUGGCCACGUAGCCCCGCCUCCUGAUGGAUGAAUCAGCAGCAGUUGGAACCCGACAUGAAGCAGCUUCAGCUCAGCGACAAACUGAACUCAGGUCUGAGAAACGUUGAAUUGAUGUGAAGCGUCUUCAGGAGAAACCUGUAAAUGAGUUAAAAUAAAGCUUCAGAAACUGACAUCAUCUCAAACAUUCUCACCCCAAAACUAAACGUUCAGUUUGUUUACAAAGUUCUCAGAGGAUUAGAACCUUAAAAUGUGUAAAAUGACAAAAAUGAGACAACACGAGACACAAAACGACAAAAACGGGACACAACAUGACAAAAAUUAGACAAAAUGACAAGACACUAAACUUGUAGAUAAAUCCCAAACUUUGCUCCCACCAAACUGCAUUUCUGUUCUAAUAGAUUUUAUUGAGAUUCUUAUAAAACCCUCAGAUCAGAUUUUCAUGUUGACUUUCAUUAUUAGAUGAAAGUUUCUAUUUUUAGAAUAAAAACAUCCAGCUCCAUUUAAACUCGGUUUUCUUCAAGGUGCUCUGAGUGGAUCUGUUCAGAUUCUAGGUGAAGGUUCAGCAGUUUGUGGGUGUGGCCUCUAAGCUGGCACACCUGUUCAGCAGGUGUGUUUUCCUCCUGGCUGAAGCUGCUUCAGGAGAAGAUUUCAGUAUUAUUGAACCUUCAUGUCCAGCCUUUUGCUUUUCUAUGUUUUUACUGUUGAGAUGAUACAAACUAUAAUAUUAUAAUAAUAAUUCGAGUUUUAUUGUCCUGAUCAGUGUUUUAUCUCCUCCUGCUCCUUUUAUUUUACUUGUCCAGGUGCAACAGACCAAAGUGUGACAUGCAGGAUGUAAAACCACAUUAAAUUAUGUUUUUAUCA
This is a messenger RNA of Amphiprion ocellaris (clown anemonefish), 5929 nucleotides long. It is a transcript of the gene ninl, whose product is annotated as ninein-like. NCBI's taxonomy places the organism in Eukaryota, Metazoa, Chordata, Actinopteri, Pomacentridae. Gene Ontology annotation, cellular component: centrosome. The record is from RefSeq and is a predicted model, not a curated record. The coding region runs from base 214 to 5079 and encodes 1621 amino acids. The transcript is spliced from 31 exons. Gene Ontology annotation, biological process: microtubule anchoring at centrosome. Gene Ontology annotation, molecular function: calcium ion binding.